This is a messenger RNA of Pelodiscus sinensis (Chinese soft-shelled turtle), 2276 nucleotides long. The record is from RefSeq and is a predicted model, not a curated record. Lineage: Eukaryota; Metazoa; Chordata; Testudines; Trionychidae.
AAUCUUUCUUUCCAGAUCCAUACAAGAAGGAAUGCAGGACAAGGGGAAUCCAGUGUCAUCCAAAGGCCAUUUGUCAGCUGGAUGAAGUGACAACCGAUUUUUAUUGCCAAUGUCUGCCAGGAUAUGAGGGCGAUGGCACUAAUUACUGUCAAGAGCCUGGUGUCAGCAUAACGGCUUUCAAUAGAUCUGCUUGUGAUGGCUUUGGAGAGCAGGUUUGUCUGAUCAAAGUAAUAACUGGAGCCCAAACAGUCACUUUCAGGGUCUCUAUUGCUGGGAACCACCAACCUCAUACGAUAAAAUGGUACAAAUUCUACUCAGCCCAAGGAGCGAAGUUCCACAGUUAUCGAAGGAGACUGACACCAGCUAAUAACUUGUCCCCAAAGAUGGCUCUGGCCAACAGCAGUCUGGCUCUAACGCUGUUUUCCAUUGAAGAGGAUGAUUUUUACCCAAACAUGUUCUGGGCUGAAAUCCAAUCAGAAGCCUUACCCGACAAACAGGCAGCGAUUGAAGCCUAUGAUUUCACAGACUUUCAGAUGUUAAAUCCUUCCCACUUGAGAUACUUUUUCGUCCUGGAAAGAAUGCCAAUAGAGGUUGGAGAGUUUCUAGAAGGAGACACUGUUACCAUCCAGCUGCCCCAGUAUCUUCAGGUGUCUCCUUCCAGCUUUAUAAAAUGGACUAAGGAGCCUUCACCCAUGACGCUGUUUGGCACCAAUGCUGUUGUGCUGGCCAAUGGGACGGAGGGGAUUGAGAUCAAAGGAGUAAAGAAUAGUGAAUUUGGUUACAUCCGAGCUCUUGUCUAUGAUUUCACCCCUGAUGUUCCUGGAAGGGUUAUGGUAGCCCAGAGGCUCUUCUUCAUAAAGAAGGAUAUUAGCAAAAUGUGCAAUGGAACUCGGAGCGAAAAGAAUUGCCACUGUAACCCAGGAUUUGAAGGGAAUGGCGUACACUGCAUUGAUUUAGAUGAGUGUGUGGAAGGAAUGCCUAUGAAGUGCUUGCCUGAGGCUGAAUGUAUCAAUAUACACGGAUCAUACAUUUGUCGUUGUCCACACGGAUUUGAGGGAGAUGGACUAUACAGCUGUGUAGAUAUUGAUGAGUGUGCAAGAGGGACCCAUAAUUGUAAUCGGGAUGCCAGCUGUUUGAAUACUGUCGGCUCCUAUUUCUGCGUGUGUCAGAGUGGGUUUAUUGGCGAUGGCAUUCACUGUAAAGCAAAAAGCACAUGGUCCCCAUGGUCUCCGUGGUCUGUCUGUACUGUCACUUGUGGAUUCCAGAACCAGAUGCGGAUCCGCUUGUGCACCCAUCCGGAGAGUGGGAUGCGUUGUGAGGGACCUUCUACUGAUCUCAGGCGUUGUCCCAAUCUAGAACCAUGCCCAAUGAAUGGCCAGUGGUCAGAAUGGUCACCCUGGUCAGUUUGUUCUGAGACCUGUUCAGGAAUCAAGAAAAGAAUCCGGAUUUGCAAUAGCCCUGCUCCUUCCAGAGGAGGGUUGCCCUGUGCCGGGUUAAAGGAGGAAGUCACUAUGUGCAGCAACAAAAAAUGCCCAGUUGAUGGGAUGUGGUCUCCAUGGGCAUCCUGGACUCCUUGCCCCAUCUCUUGUGGCUUAGGUGUGGUGAGCCGAUCUCGACGAUGCAAUAAUCCUGCCCCGGAGCAUGGGGGAAAAAAUUGCACUGGACAUGGAUAUGAAGAAGGUUCUUGUGGUUUUCCAGAGAACUUUUGCAAAUACUUGAAGCGACCAUCUGAAUCCAUUAUACCGGGGAAACUGAUCCAGUAAUCAAUCUAAGGAAGUUAGUAUGCUGAAAAUCUAUUGACAUUCACGGGCCUUUAACUUAUUUAAAUGUCUUUGAAAAGCACAGCUGUACUGAAAAGUUCAACAAGAAAUCUGCAUCAAUAGAAAACUUACAGUCAUGGUACUUCUUGGAAAACACUAGUGUUCUGUGCAGUGUAGUGAAUGCUAUCACCUUUGUUGUUCAACACUUUAGUAGAGACGAAUAAAGCAAGGCAUAACAUGAAUACUUAAAUUACCUUUUUUUGCUGUGAGGUAGAAGAGGACUUGUAUUGUGCCUUUGAGUAAGAAAGUGAUCCUCAGUAAGUAAAAACCAUGACACCAAAGAUGGGGGAAGGAUGCCAGAGUCCAAGACAGACACAGAAACUAGAAGCAUCCUUUGGAGGAGGGGGACAUAAAGCAUUGUACUGUGUGAAGAAUUUACACAUAUCCUCAAGUUCCCCUGUCACUAACUCUGUGUUUAUGGCAUUGCUUCAUGAGCGGGAUAGUUUUGCUUUGCCU